This is a messenger RNA of Chara braunii, 1044 nucleotides long. NCBI's taxonomy places the organism in Eukaryota, Viridiplantae, Streptophyta, Charophyceae, Charales, Characeae. The record is from the annotation of a GenBank genome assembly.
CGGGAGAAGGAAGUCGGGGAAGGAAGUCGGGGAAGGAAAGUGAGAAGGAAAGGGUCGGGAUGAGGUCAGGAUGGGAUGGGAGACGGGUUGGGACGAUGUCGAGGAAGGAAGUCGGGGAAGGAAAGGGAGAAGGAAAGGGUUGGGAUGAGGUCAGGAUGGGAUGGGAGUCGGGAUAGAGGAGAAGAGAGGAGGAAUCUAGGCAUGGGAGAUGACUCGCGACGAUGUCGGGAUCGGGGGAGCAAGGGGAGAGAGGGAGAGGUCGGAACGAGGAGGUCGGGAUGGGAGGUCGGGACCGAGAGGUCGGGUAUGGAGACGAGAACAGAGGAGGGAGAGGUCGGGAUGAGGGAGGGAGAGUUGGGACAAUGUCGGGGGAAGGAAGGAGAGGGGGAGAGAGGUCGAGAUAGGAAGGAAGGGAAGGUGGGGGCCGGGGAAGAGGUCGGGAUGAGGUCAGGAUGGGAUGGGAGUCGGGAUAGAGGAGGAGGGAGGAGGAGUCUAGGCCUGGGAUCGGAGGUCAGGACGGGGAGGGAGGUGAGGGAGAGGUCGGGAUUAAGUCGGGAGGUCGGGAUGGAAGACGGGUUGGAAAGGGAGAAGGAAAAGGUCAAGAUGAGGUCGGGAUGGGAUGGGAGUCGAGAUAGAGGAGGAGGGAGGAGGAAUCCAGACAUGGGAGACGACUCGGGACGAUGUCGGGAUUGGGGGAGCAAGGGGAGAGAGGGAGAGGUUACGAGAGAGGUACAAGCGAUGGAGGGAAGGGGAAGGGGGACAGGGUCGGGACGAGACGAUGCGAGGAUAGAGGAGGAGGGCGACGAGGUUGGGGAAGGAAAGGGAGCAGGAAAAGAUCGCGAUGAGAUCGGGACGGGAGUCGGGAUAAAGGAGGACGGACGAUAUCGGGAUAGGAGAGGGGAACGAAGGAAGGAUAGGGGGGGGAAACCUCGAGAUGAGAAGGAGGGGGAAGUGGGGAGGGGAGGGAGGGGGGGAGAGGUCGAGAUGGGAUAUUGAAAACGACAUGCCUAUAUAGGACACAGGAAAUCAACUGUUUUAGCCUUU